Messenger RNA from Mycena indigotica, 11232 nucleotides. RefSeq names its product Pre-mrna-processing-splicing factor 8. Gene Ontology annotation, cellular component: catalytic step 2 spliceosome; U5 snRNP. The transcript is spliced from 59 exons. Bases 1 to 11232 code for a protein of 3743 amino acids. Lineage: Eukaryota; Fungi; Basidiomycota; Agaricomycetes; Agaricales; Mycenaceae. Gene Ontology annotation, molecular function: U6 snRNA binding; U1 snRNA binding; U2 snRNA binding. Gene Ontology annotation, biological process: spliceosomal tri-snRNP complex assembly; mRNA splicing, via spliceosome. The record is from RefSeq and is a predicted model, not a curated record.
AUGCCAUAUUCCCCGAGCGAAAAGAAGGCGACACCGAAAUGGGGUCGUUUACGCUCCCUUAUCCCCCAUAUUGCCAGCCAAGCGAAGCCAGAGACCCCAGGAGCAUCUGCAGUCACUCCCACCGCAGUCAACAUCACCGACGAACUCAUCGCUGGUGGUCUAUCGACUCUAAUGCUUCGAAUGUGGUUCGAACGCGACGAGAAAAAUCACCGCCGUAUUCCCGCCCUCUUCCAUCGUCUUCGGAUACGCGUCACAGACAGCUUGAAUCCAUUGGAGGGCAAAAAAUCUGUUUUCCGAAUCGAAUGCGAGUACGCAAAUGGCGCCGUUCGUUGGGUCGUCUACCGGCAGCUUCGAGACUUCUUGUCUCUUCAUGCCCAUUACACAUUCUCUAACGCAUAUAACCGUAAUAUCGAUGACCUACCAGAAUUCCCCAGGACCAGCAUUCCUUACCUCAAAUUCUUGCAGAAGGAAGACAAGGAAAUCGGCCACAAGGACUUCGCGCGACUCCAGCGCGAAAAACUAGAAACUUAUUUGAUCAAUUUAAUCCGUGCAGUGAUGUUCCACCCAUCAGUUAAUCGGCUUGCCAGCUUCCUCGAGAUCAGCGCCUUGUUUGUGAACCUGGCUCACUCUGGCGGGCACCAGCUCAAAGCUGGGUACCUACAAAUUGAGGCAACAAAAGGUGGCGGUGGAUUCGGUCGGAAGUCAGCGAGCUGGUCGGAGCGCAAAGAAAGUCGAUGGUGUGCAGUUAGGGACAGCUACAUUGUCGUCCUACGAGAACCCGGCGAGCUGACCGUUUGGGAUGUUUUCAUGCUCGAUGCAGACUUUGACAUCGAACGACCAAAGCGUUAUUAUCGCCAGGGCUUGAAGCUCCUGCACCAAGCCUCUGAUGACGAAGCUGAGGAUCAUGCGGAACACCCCAAUGGCCUUCUUAAACCUCCUGGAACGGAGCAUGACAACAGGUCUAUCAUGGGCUCCAUACGAAGCUCUUUUUCGAGGAUCGUCCAUUCGUCUCGAAGGAGUCAUCAUGGAACUCAUGGAGACGAUAACAUGUCUCUGAGCUCUGGCUCGUCCAUAUCUUCCAUCUCCCGCCCUCCGACCCCCAUGCUUGACCCGUCAACAAACCCAAAUCCACUCGCCGACAAGCCGGAUGAGGCUAACGCUGAGCGCAAUUGGCAUCCUAGCGAGAAAAAGAAGAAGAGAACGGGGGAAGACGUGUCGCAGCAUACGUUUUAUAUCGUCAACUCACAGAUGCGCCUCAAACUUUUUGCCCGCAAUCAGCGUCAAAUGCUGCAAUGGAUAACAGCAUUGGAAAAAGUGAAGGCUUCACCUUAUUGCCAACCCAAUCGGUUUGAUAGUUUUGCACCCAUUCGUCUGAAUGUUGCCGCGCAGUGGUUGGUUGAUGGGCGCGACUACUUCUGGAAUCUGUCGCGCGCGCUUCUGCUAGCGAGGGAAACAAUCUAUAUUCAUGAUUGGUGGUUAUCCCCCGAGCUGCAACUCCGUCGACCGAACAAGGAUCGCUAUCGAUUGGACCAUUUGCUCGAACGAAAGGCAAAGGAGGGUGUGAAGAUUUAUGUCAUCCUCUAUCAGGAGGUCUCAAGCCGCACAACUCCAACGGAUAGCAACUAUGCGAAACAGCGGCUCACCGGUCUUCAUCCUAACAUUCUCGUUCAGCGCUCACCAUCUCACUUCCAAACGGGGACCUUCUAUUGGGCUCAUCACGAGAAGCUGUGCGUUAUUGAUUCGACUAUCGCAUUCAUGGGUGGAUUGGAUUUAUGUUUUGGACGCUGGGACACCGCGCAACACAUCGUGAUCGAUGAUGGCGAAGGAGAGGAUCAACCGAAAAUCUGGCAUGGCAAGGACUAUAGCAAUCCUCGGGUCACCGACUUCCAUACGCUGAACAAACCGGAAGAGGAUAUGUACGACAGAGGCAAAAUUCCGAGAAUGCCUUGGCACGACGUCGGAAUGCAGGUUGUAGGCCAGCCUGCAAGAGAUCUGUGUCGCCAUUUCAUCCAACGGUGGAACUAUCUUCUGCGAAUCAAAAACCACUCACGAACCAUGCCGUUCCUAUUGCCGCCCCCAGAAUUCAGACCCAGUGAACUCACCAAGAUGCAGCUGACAGGCACUUGUGAAAUGCAGAUUUGUCGCUCUGCUGGUCCAUGGUCGCUCGGAACGAAGAAAGUUGAACACUCUAUUCAAAAUGCGUAUCUCAAGGCCAUUCAGCUUUCGGAACACUUCGUCUACAUCGAGAACCAGUUCUUCAUCACUUCAACCGUUGUCAACGACGUGAAAAUCGAGAACAAGAUUGGAGAUGCUAUUGUGAAGCGCAUUAUCCGCGCUCAUAACGAUAAAAUGCCGUGGAAGUGCUGCAUCGUCAUCCCUCUUCUACCAGGCUUUACUUUUCCUGUUGACCAUGGCGACGCGAGUGCUAUCCGUAUUAUCCUCGAGUGCCAAAACCGCACGAUAGCGAGGGGCCCGAACUCUAUUUUUUCGCGACUGAGAAAGGAAGGCAUUGACCCUGACGAGUAUAUUUCGGUAUUCUCCCUGCGAAACUGGGGGAAGCUCAAGGGAGAUGUCUUAACCACGGAACAACUGUACAUCCAUGGCAAAGUGUGUAUCGUCGACGAUAGACUUGCCAUUAUUGGAAGUGCAAACAUCAAUGAGCGCUCGCAAAGAGGAGACCGCGAUUCAGAGUUGGCAGCGAUUAUUCGCGACACCGAGAUGAUUCCAGGGAAAAUGGCGGGAAAGCCGUUCCAGGUUGGACAGUUCGCCCACAGUUUGAGGGUGCGACUGAUGCGAGAGCAUCUUGGCGUCGAUGUGGACACCAUCGAAGAAGAGGACCUUAUGUCACGACAGCCUGUAAAACCCGAACAUGAGCAGGAAAAGUGGGUGCCUGAUGCUGACGAAGGGGAGGGCUAUGUGAAGGAGUCCAAGUCAAAACCGGCUGCAAAGGUUCUGGCCCAAACGGUCCUCGAUGGAGUCAAUCAAGCUUUACACGGGAGCGCGGAGGUGGGCGAUCACACAGCUUCAAAACUCUUGCGAAAGGUUGGGUUGGUUCAUAACUCUGCCAAUACCGGAGGGGAGAACUCGCUGGAGGCUGAGCGCAUGACCUAUGAUCGAGAGGGCAAUCUCGAGGAAGGCUUCGCCAGUGCUCUCGUCCCCACACUAGAAGAGAAAACUGUCUUGGAGCACAGGCCACCGAAAAGCCAAGCCGACGACUUGCCCAUUGCGGACAAGCUUGAAAAUGGUGCUGAAGAGACAUCGGCCGAUCAUUCACCGAACACUGUUGGCAUCAACGGCACCUCGGAGGAUGUUGAAGAUAGUCCUCAACCUAGAACACCCGAUGGCGACCUGUAUGGUGCUCCUGCGGAUGCUUCUCGUGAUGCUAAAACAGACGAUGAACCGCCUCAUGCUCGUUCCGGUCCCUCUGGAGCCGACGAUGCUACAGAGGAAGAAAAGGCGGCUCCCAGGGCACGAUCAAUACUCAGACGGCAUCUCGGCGCCAAAUUGGGAAGUAAAACAUGGACAUUGCCGACUCCAAGGCCCAAGGUGGAUGCUGGCGGUUUUGAAGAUCCUAUCUGUGAUGAAUUCUGGAAGAAUGUGUGGGUGGCUUCUGCCACGCAUAAUACCGAAAUUUAUCGCAAAGUCUUCCAUGCCAUCCCUGACGACCUGAUCACGACCUGGAAGCAGUACAAGGAGUUUGUCGUUCACCAUGAGCGGUUGAAUAAACCUCCUCGCGAUGAUCCUAACCCACCUGAAGCUGUCGCUCGUGUUCCGUCCGAGACUGGAGACGAAGACGCCAUUGGGCCUAAUUCCACAGCUCCUGGCAAUCCGGCUGGGCAUCCAGCAAAUAUUCCUGGGCCGAAGCCUAAUCCACACUCCCACUCGGACGAUAAGACUGAAGAGGAAGAAUCAGAUGGUCGCAGUUCUCCUCCAGUAGAAUCAACGUCCAAUUCAACCCCUCCAGAGCGGCGUAAGACUACCAAGAAUACCGGCACCGAGCCUUUUGAAAGAUGGGAGCGAGACGAGAUGGAGAAGCUGCUGGGACAACUGAAUGGGCAUCUGGUAGUAGACAUGGACUAUGAUAUGCAUGGACUUGAAUGGAAUGGUCCUUUGUUGAAGUUUGACUCGGAGGAGGAGGAAUAUCGCUUAGUCAGACCAGGCAUGAGCGGUUUUCCUCCUCCCCCACCUGGUUUCCGGCCCCCGCCAGGAGGCUAUGUACCUGCACCUCCCCCAGGCAUGCCCAUUGGCGGCGCGUCCUCAUCCAAGCUUCCCCCAGAAGUAUUGGCCCAAAAGUCAAUGAAAUGGGUGCAAAUGCAAAGGAAGCGGUACGGAGAGAAGCGCAAGGGUGGUUAUGUCGAUAUGGGCAAGCAGGAUCUUCCCCCCGAGCACGUUCGCAAAAUUAUCAAGGACCAUGGAGACAUGAGCAAUCGAAAAUUCCGCAACGACAAGCGUGUUCAUCUAGGUGCCCUCAAAUACGUCCCUCACGCCGUCAUGAAGCUGCUUGAAAAUCUUCCUUUCCCGUGGGAGCAGGUUCGGGAGGUGCCCGUCCUCUACCACAUUACUGGCGCCAUCACCUUCGUCAAUGAGAUACCUCGCGUUAUUGAGCCGGUCUACCAUGCGCAGUGGAGCACAAUGUGGUUGGCGAUGAGACGCGAAAAGCGGGACCGCAGGCAUUUCAAACGAAUGCGCUUCCCGCCAUUUGAUGACGAAGAACCUCCUUUGGACUACGGCGACAAUGUACUCGACGUAGAGCCCCUAGAGUCUAUCCAGUUUGACCUGGACCCCCAUGAAGACCAGGCAAUCAUCGACUGGUUUUACGACCCCAAGCCACUCGUCGACACGCCGUCUGUCAAUGGCUCCUCAUACAAGUAUUGGUCUCUUUCCCUUCCCGUGAUGGCGAACUUGUAUCGCAUGGGAAGGACACUCUUAUCUGACCAAGGCGACAAGAAUUCCACCUACCUCUUCGACAAGAAAGCCUUCUUCACUGCAAAGGCACUCAACAUGGCCAUUCCCGGCGGCCCCAAAUUCGAGCCCUUGUAUCGUGACAUGGACAACUUCGACGAUGAUUGGAAUGAGUUCAACGACAUCAACAAGGUUAUCAUCCGCCAGCAAAUUCGGACCGAAUACAAAGUUGCCUUCCCGCACCUGUACAACUCUCUUCCACGUUCAGUCCGCAUCUCCCCUUACCACUCCCCAAAGAGUGUGUAUAUUCGCACGGAUGAUCCCGACCUACCGGCCUUCUACUUCGACCCACUUAUCAACCCCGUCUCACUUCGCGGCCACAUUCCGAAGAACGCCCCUCUCGUCUCACAUGAAGACUCGAUAUUCGGACCCAACGGCGCCGACGACGACGAUUUUGAGCUCCCUGACACCGUCGAGCCUUUCCUACAAGAAAAGGACCUCGAAAAUGAUUUGACUGCUGAUGCUAUUUCGCUAUGGUGGGCGCCGGACCCUUACGGCCGUCGUUCAGGCCGCAUGCGGCGAGCGCAAGAUAUACCUCUCGUCAAGAACUGGUACCUUGAACAUUGCCCGCCAAACCAAGCCGUCAAAGUCCGAGUCUCUUACCAGAAACUCUUGAAAUGCUACGUGUUGAACGAGCUGAGAACGCGGCCGGAGAAACCGAUGACGAAGAAGAACCUGUUCAGACAGCUCAAGUCGACCAAAUUCUUCCAGACAACAAAGCUUGACUGGGUCGAGGCCGGGCUGCAAGUGUGCCGACAAGGGUACAACAUGUUAAAUCUGUUGAUUCAUCGCAAGAACUUGAACUACCUUCAUUUGGACUACAACAUGAACUUAAAGCCCGUCAAGCACGAACGGAAGAAGUCACGUUUUGGAAACGCUUUCCAUCUUUGUCGUGAAAUCCUCCGCCUCACGAAGCUUGUUGUCGAUGCCAACGUUCAAUUCCGAUUGGGCAAUGUCGAUGCCUUCCAGCUUGCCGACGCUUUACAGUAUAUCUUUGCUCAUAUUGGCGCGUUGACGGGCAUGUAUCGUUACAAGUACAAGCUCAUGAGGCAAGUCCGCAUGACAAAGGACUUGAAGCACUUGAUCUACUACCGCUUCAACACAGGCCCUGUUGGUAAGGGCCCCGGUUGUGGAUUCUGGGCUCCAGGGUGGCGUGUCUGGCUCUUCUUCAUGCGUGGAAUCGAUAUUAGGCUCGGUAAUUUGCUUGCUCGUCAAUUCGAGGGGCGAAACAGCAAAGGUAUCGCCAAGACGGUUACCAAACAGAGAGUCGAGUCUCAGUACGACCUCGAACUUCGCGCCGCCGUCAUGCACGAUAUAAUGGACAUGAUGCCAGAGUCGAUCAAGCAGAACAAGACGAAAACUAUCUUGCAGCACUUGUCUGAAGCAUGGCGUUGCUGGAAAGCCAAUAUUCCAUGGAAAGUCCCGGGUAUGCCGACUGCUAUCGAAAACAUCAUCUUGCGCUACAUCAAGAGCAAAGCGGAUUGGUGGUGCUCUGUUGCCCACUACAACCGCGAGCGUAUCCGUCGAGGUGCGACUGUUGACAAGGCGGUCGUGAAGAAGAACUUGGGACGUCUUACCCGUUUGUACCUGAAGGCUGAGCAAGAACGUCAACACGGAUACCUUAAAGAUGGACCCUACAUCAGCGCAGAAGAGGCCGUUGCCAUCUACACCGCAACAGUACAUUGGUUGGAGAGUCGCAAAUUCGCCCCCAUUCCUUUCCCACCACUCUCAUACAAGCACGACACAAAGUUGCUGGUAUUGGCACUCGAAAAGUUGAAGGAAGCGUACUCCGUCAAGGGUCGUCUGAACCAGUCUCAACGAGAAGAACUCGCGCUCAUUGAACAGGCUUACGAUAACCCUCACGAAUGUCUAUCACGUAUCAAGCGUCUCCUCCUCACCCAGCGGGCCUUUAAAGAAUCUGGAAUCGAGUUCUUCGAUACAUACGACAAGCUGAUCCCUUGCUACGAUAUAGAGCCGGUUGAAAAGAUUACGGAUGCUUACCUUGACCAAUUCCUUUUCUUCGAGGCCGACAAACGAGGUUUAUUCCCUUCGUGGAUCAAACCUGCUGAUACGGAGCCACCACCGCUUCUCGUCUACAAGUGGUGCCAAGGCAUUAACAACCUGACCGACAUCUGGGAGACGAGCGAAGGCGAAUGUAACGUGCUCAUGGAGACGGUCCUCUCCAAGGUCUACGAGAAGAUCGACCUGACUUUGCUGAAUCGUCUCCUCCGUCUGAUCCUCGACCACAACUUGGCAGACUACAUCACAGCUAAGAACAACACCGUUCUCACUUACAAAGACAUGGCUCACACAAACGCUUUUGGUCUUAUUCGCGGUCUCCAAUUCUCGGCUUUCGUCUUCCAGUACUACGGCCUCGUACUCGAUCUUCUCAUCUUGGGCCUCAAACGCGCCAGCGAAAUGGCCGGGCCUCCAUCAAUGCCCAACAACUUCUUGCAAUACCGCGACUCGGAAACAGAGACGCACCAUCCAAUUCGUCUCUACUCGAGAUACGUCGAUCGUUUGCACAUUCUCUUCCGCUUCACUGCCGAAGAAUCCCGUGAUCUUAUACAACGAUACCUUUCUGCCAACCCCGACCCCACGAAUAACAAUGUCAUCGGCUACAAUAACAAGCGUUGCUGGCCGCGAGACUGUCGCAUGCGACUCAUCAAACACGACGUCAACUUGGGUCGUGCAGUAUUCUGGAACGUCAAGCAGAGUCUACCGCGUUCAUUAACGACAAUUGAAUGGGAAGACACUUUCGUUAGUGUUUACUCGCAGAAUAACCCACAACUGCUGUUCUCCAUGUGCGGCUUCGAAGUCCGUAUUCUACCUAAGAUUCGAACAAUGAGCGGAGAACAAUUCUCGUUGAAGGAUGCUGUCUGGAACUUGACCAACGAGCAAACGAAGGAGCGAACUGCCCAAGCCUUCCUCCGGGUCUCCGAUGAUGGCGUCCAAGCCUUCAAUAACCGUAUUCGACAAGUGUUGAUGAGCUCUGGUUCGACGACGUUCUCCAAGAUUGUUAAUAAAUGGAACACGGCGCUCAUCGGACUAAUGACCUACUAUCGAGAAGCUGUUAUCCACACCAACGAGCUGCUUGACUCGCUUGUGAAAGCUGAGAACAAGAUUCAAACUCGUGUCAAGAUUGGUCUGAACAGUAAAAUGCCUUCCCGUUUCCCUCCUGUCGUGUUCUAUACUCCUAAGGAAUUGGGUGGUCUUGGAAUGCUUUCUAUGGGCCAUGUUCUCAUCCCGCAAAGCGACCUUCGUUGGUCAAAACAAACCGAUGUAGCAGUCACACAUUUCCGCGCCGGUAUGUCGCAUGAAGAAGACCAGCUCAUUCCCAACUUGUAUCGCUACCUGCAACCGUGGGAGGCGGAGUUCCUCGACUCUGCGCGUGUCUGGUCUGAAUACUCGAUGAAGCGGAAGGAAGCCAACGCUCAGAACCGUCGUCUGACCCUGGAAGAUUUGGAGGACAGCUGGGAUCGAGGUAUCCCGCGAAUCAACACGCUCUUCCAAAAGGACCGACAUACGCUGGCCUAUGAUCGUGGUUGGCGUGUCCGAACCGACUGGAAACAGUAUCAGCUCCUCAAGCACAAUCCCUUCUGGUGGACGUCUCAGCGACAUGACGGCAAGCUAUGGCAAUUGAACAACUAUCGAGUUGAUGUCAUUGCUGCUCUGGGUGGUGUCGAGGGAAUCCUCGAACAUACGCUGUUUAAGGGAACUUAUUUCCCAACUUGGGAAGGUUUGUUCUGGGAGAAGGCCUCUGGAUUCGAGGAGUCAAUGAGAUACAAGAAACUGACCAAUGCUCAACGGUCCGGUCUCAAUCAGAUUCCGAAUCGUCGUUUCACUCUCUGGUGGAGUCCGACGAUCAAUCGCGCCAAUGUCUAUGUCGGUUUCCAAGUACAACUAGACUUGACUGGUAUUUUCAUGCAUGGCAAGAUUCCCACGCUCAAGAUCAGUUUGAUUCAGAUAUUCCGAGCCCAUUUGUGGCAGAAGAUUCACGAGAGCGUGGUCAUGGAUUUGUGUCAAGUAUUCGAUCAAGAGCUUGAACCACUGCAGAUCGAGACUGUCCAGAAGGAAACAAUCCAUCCACGUAAGAGUUACAAGAUGAAUUCUUCUUGCGCGGACAUCUUGCUCUUUUCGGCGUACAAAUGGAACAUCUCUCGGCCCUCUCUGGUUACUGAUGUCAAGGAUGUUCUCGAUGGGACAACAAGCAAUAAGUUCUGGAUUGAUGUCCAACUUCGUUGGGGUGACUUCGACACACACGACAUAGAACGUUAUACUCGCGCCAAAUUCCUCGAUUACGUAUCUGAUUCGAUGAGCAUCUACCCGUCCCCCACCGGUGUCAUGAUUGGCAUGGACCUCGCCUAUAAUCUUUGGUCUGCCUACGGAAACUGGUUCCCUGGAAUGAAACCCCUCAUUCAGCAAGCAAUGGCGAAGAUUAUGAAAGCAAAUCCGGCAUGUCACGUGCUUCGCGAACGAAUUAGGAAGGGUCUUCAACUAUAUUCGUCUGAACCAACAGAACCAUACUUGAACAGCCAGAACUAUUCCGAGCUCUUCUCGAACCAAAUCAUCUGGUUUGUGGAUGACACCAACGUCUACCGUGUCACGAUCCACAAGACAUUUGAGGGUAAUUUGACCACCAAGCCUAUCAACGGCGCCAUCUUCAUCUUUAACCCUCGGUCGGGCCAAUUGUUCCUCAAAAUUAUCCAUACCAGUGUAUGGGCCGGUCAGAAGCGUCUCGGACAGCUUGCAAAAUGGAAAACCGCCGAGGAAGUUGCGGCCUUGGUACGGUCGCUGCCCGUUGAAGAACAGCCCAAGCAGGUCAUUGUCACCCGCAAGGGCAUGUUAGAUCCACUCGAGGUUCACCUGCUCGAUUUCCCGAAUAUUGUCAUCAAGGGCAGCGAGCUACAAUUGCCCUUCCAAGCAUGCAUGAAGAUGGAGAAGUUCGGUGAUUUGAUCCUUCGCGCCACACAACCGCAGAUGGUGUUGUUCAGUCUGUACGACGACUGGCUCAAGUCGAUCUCGAGCUACACUGCUUUCUCCCGCCUUAUCCUGCUUCUCCGUGCUCUCCACGUCAACAAUGAGAAGGCUAAAAUCAUUCUGCAUCCCGACAAAAACACCAUCACCGAGCCCCACUUUGUCUGGCCAUCGCUCACCGAUGAGGACUGGAUCAAGGUGGAAGUCGCCAUGAAGGAGCUCAUUCUUGCUGAUUUCGGCAAACGCAACAGUGUCAACAUCGCCUCCUUGACUGUCAGUGAAGUUCGAGAUAUCAUUCUUGGACAGGAGAUUGCUGCGCCAUCAGUUCAGCGACAGCAAAUGGCUGAACUAGAGAAGAGCACGGAGGCACAGAGUCAGGUUGUGUUGCUUGGGCUAACGGAGUAUUCUAGGAUGACCACCAACGUUCAUGGUGAUGCAAUCCAGACCGUCACGACAACGAACUACGAGCAGUCUGUGUUCAGCAGCAAGUCAGACUGGCGUGUCCGCGCCAUUUCUGCGACACAUCUUCCUCUUCGUUUGCAGCAUAUCUAUGUUUCCAACGACGAUGUCAAGGACGACGCGGCGUCAUACACUUAUGUGCUUCCCAAAAACAUCUUGCGAGCAUUCAUUACUGCGUCAGACCUACGGACGCAAGUUGCUGCAUAUCUGUACGGCUCGUCUCCUCCCGACAACGCCCAAGUGAAGGAGAUCAAGGCGGUCGUCUGGGUUCCCCAACGAGGGAGCAACAAUAGUGUCGAGCUUCCCGCGAAACUUCCCAAGGAAGAUUUCCUGUUGAAAGAUCUGGAGCCGCUGGGGUGGAUCAAGACCCAAGCGCUGGAAAUUAAUCAUCUGUCGCCCACUGACGUGACGACCCAGGCGAAAAUCAUGGCUGACCACCCCGAAUGGGCACCAUCGUCGAUCUGCCUGACGACUUCGUUCACACCGGGAUCAGUAUCCUUAUCUGCACACUCGCUGACUGUCGCUGGGUUUGACUGGGGCAGGAAGAACGUGGACAACGGGGCGAAUCCUGCCGGCUUCAACCCGAAUAUGUCUGAACGAGUUCAACUGCUGCUAUCCGACCGUAUUCUGGGUAUGACCCUGGUCCCAGAAGGCAAAGUGUGGAACUACGGUAUUGGCCUAACGCAAUUGUGGGCGCCGAAUAUCGGGUACUCGAUGGUGCUCGACACGCCAUUGUUGUUCUGGGCGGAGGAGCAUAGACCAGCAGCCUUCCUUACGUUUGCGAACCUCGAGCAAGGGGACGACAGCGCCGACGUGGAAAACAGCUUUGCUUGA